ACUGGACGUUGCAAACAAAACCCGGCGGUUCGAAGACCUCAAGAACAAACGUGCGCGCGCAUAGACACUUUUGUUUUAAUUUUCAUAUCGGAAAUUUAGCUGAAAUUCACUAACUAAUUAUCACCAACCCUUUUAAAUGUCCCACUGCUGGACACCGGUCUCAUCUCAGGCGAGGGUUUAGGCCAUUCUUCUUCGACGUGCUGGUUUAAUCACGGCGUUUUUCUUCACCGAAAAGCUCAUGGUUUAAAAAUGCGGGCAACUAUCUAACGGGAAAAAGACAAGACAAUUAAAACAUGUCUGUACCAUUGGAAACAACCAAAAUGUCGGAGACGGAAGAGAAUUUAAAAAAUUUGCGCUUCAAUACAUUAUUCACAAAAGACGAAAACGCCUGUAAUAUGAUAAACGAAAAAGACAGUUUUUGUGCUGACUAUACCAAGUACGAUCAGAAUAUGAACGAGACAAAAUUGUCAGAAAUACAACAGUUCUUUAAUAGGAAGAAUGUUUUAAUUACCGGUGCCACAGGCUUCCUCGGCAAGAUUCUGGUGGAGAAACUUCUUCGAUCCUGUCCAACGGUGGAGAAUUUAUACUUACUCGUCCGACAGAAGAGGGGGAAGGAUAUCUAUACGAGGGUGGAAGAGAUUUUCGAAGAUCCCGUGUUCAACCGCCUUAAAAAAGAAGUGCCAAAGUUUCGUCACAAAGUGGUGGCAGUACCCGCCGACUGUGAAGCCGCAGGGCUUGGACUUACUUUGAGUGACAGGCAGAUGCUCAUGGAGAAGGUAAACAUUAUAUUCCACUCAGCAGCGACGGUGAAGUUCGACGAACACUUGCGCGCCGCAUUGGUAACCAAUGUGCGAGCACCUUUACACUUGUUGCGGUUGGCUAGGGACAUGAAAGGGCUCAAUGUGUUCAUGCAUAUUUCAACUGCGUACUCGAACUGCCACCUCCCUCGGAUAGAAGAACGUUUCUAUCCUUGUAAAGCUGACUGCGAAACCCUGCAUCAAAUGGUGGAUAAGUUGAGCGAUCAAGAAAUCGACGAUCUAUUACCUACAAUCUUGGGCCCAUGGCCGAACACGUACACGUUUACCAAAGCUUUGGCUGAAAAUGAGCUGCGACUAAAUGCUGGAAAUAUACCUUUAGGCAUUUUUAGACCUGCGAUAGUGACGUCGACAUCGACAGAGCCACUAAAAUGUUGGAUUGAUAAUAUGUAUGGACCCACUGGAGUGGCUGUUGGGGGAGUAACGGGCAUCCUGCGCACGUUAAACUGUGUAGAAACAGUAACCGCAGAAAUUGUGCCCGUGGACUACGUGGUGAAUGGCCUCAUGGCGGCCGCAGUUAGUGUGCAUGAUGCUUAUAAGCAGAGUUCUCCCCCACCGGAACCUCCCAUUUUCAACUACGUGAGCUCUGUAGAAAAUAGAAUCACGUGGGGCGACUUCAUGGCGCAAAACGUAGCUAGAGUUGAGAAAAAUCCAUUCUCCAAUGCUGUUUGGUACAUGUCCCUUACCCUGACACCGUCUCCGUUAAUGUACAGAAUAUAUGUGCUGUUUCUGCAUUUGAUACCAGCGGCGUUAGUCGACGGGCUUGCGUUAUGUAUUGGAAAGCAACCUAAAAUGCUUAAAGUUUACAAAAAGAUCCACAAAUUUUCGACAGUAAUAAGUUAUUUCUGUACUCGAGAAAUAAAGUUCUGCAAUCAACAUACGCGACGGCUAUGGGACAGUAUUAGUGAUGUCGAUAAAAAGUUGUUCCCCUUUAGUAUGGCCGAUAUUGUGUGGAGUGAAUACUUCGACGAGUACCUGAUCGGCAUCAGGCGAUACCUGUUCAAGGAAAGCGAUGAUACGUUGCCCCAAGCGAAGAUAAAAUGGAAAAGGCUGUACUAUCUACAUCAAGCACUGAAGAUUGCGUUUUGUAUAUUGGCCGUAUACAUAUUAUAUUCCAUAUUCUAUUCAUGUUUUAAAUAGAAAUCAAAAUUAUAAUAUACUCACAAUCAAUUAAGUCAGACAACUAGAACAGUUAACUGCCUAGGUUUCAAAUACAUACUUCAAAAAUAAUACAAGAAAACAGUUUUGAAUUUUUCUUGCCGUCCGAGACGGUCACAAUCACUCAAGAUAUCUACUUGGAAAUUGAUAAAAGGGAGUGUUGACACGUUUUUCAUUCUGUUAUAGUCCAUAAUCUCGCACUGUGCUCGGUGCAAAGCUCCUUAGGGCGCCUUUAAAUUAGUAGCUUGUAGAAGCGCUACAGUGGCGCCACUGUGACUCGAAAGCCGCACGCCUGUAGUAAUUGUAACUACAAAAGUAACGCCCGCAUGUCACGACAGUUGCGAUAUAACUGCGUCUCUAAGGGUCGUAUUCUAGAACGCUACUCGAUGUACAAGUCAGGAUUGCAAUGGAAACACAAGCACUGGAAAUACGACCCUAAUGGCAGGGACUUGAGAAUGAUUUCGAGUGCUUUAAACCAUACUCAAAUC
Messenger RNA from Hyposmocoma kahamanoa, 2461 nucleotides. Its product is annotated as fatty acyl-CoA reductase wat-like. NCBI's taxonomy places the organism in Eukaryota, Metazoa, Arthropoda, Insecta, Lepidoptera, Cosmopterigidae. The coding region runs from base 294 to 1955 and encodes 553 amino acids. The transcript has 14 exons. The record is from RefSeq and is a predicted model, not a curated record. Gene Ontology annotation, biological process: long-chain fatty-acyl-CoA metabolic process. Gene Ontology annotation, molecular function: alcohol-forming very long-chain fatty acyl-CoA reductase (NADP+) activity. Gene Ontology annotation, cellular component: peroxisome.